Molecule: messenger RNA, 2040 nt
Organism: Lachancea thermotolerans CBS 6340
Lineage: Eukaryota; Fungi; Ascomycota; Saccharomycetes; Saccharomycetales; Saccharomycetaceae
Gene: SSY5
Product: Ssy5p
Exons: 1
Coding region: 1-2040 (679 amino acids)
Source: RefSeq, a predicted model, not a curated record
AUGGCCAAAAAGUUGUUCGGUAUCGGUCGUAAGAAAACCGAGGCCAAAGACACCAAAAGUGGAGAUGCCAGUCCGAGUUCUACUGCGCCUUCCUCCUGUAUUGACGAAGACGUUAUGGACACUACCGGCUCAAGCAAAUUUGACGACUCAUCAAGCAGAGUGACUUCCUCCAUCCAGUCGUCUUCCAUAUUCUCCAAAGGUCGACUAACACAUGGAACCGGCGCUUCUUCAACGCUCACAGGAGGGUCACAAGACAAAAAGAGCGGAGACACAUCAAAUGUCGGGAAGCCAUUGAGGGUUUUAGAUUUCGGCAGAGGAACUUCAUUAAAUCCUGUUUUCGAAGAAGAGGACUCUACCGGUUUAAACUCUAUAGACGAGCAUUCGAGCCGUCCUUCAAAAAGUUCCCAAAGAAGCGGUACUUCACUAAACAAAGAGAAGACAAUGAUUACUGCUGCUCAACUUGACCGCGAACUCAAGCAGUUAGACGAAAACCUGGCGGGGUUGAUGGACGAUAUACACCAGAACGUUACCAAUAUUUCCAAAGCGGUAAUACAAGCCGUUGAGUACUUCAAAGAAUUUUUACCGGACACAUUGUCGCCUAAAGUUCCGUUUCGGGUCUCAGUGAGCAAAAGCGGAUACCUAAGACGCAUAACUAAAGUCGUUUUGCACUUUGUCGAUAAUUUGCUGGUCUCAGAUGUAUUCAACAAUUCUAGAGCUAUCAUAACAAAGAGGUUUAUCACAUUCCUCAAAAAACUGAACAUUAGCACGACGGAGGAUAACAUUGAAAACCAUGCGCUUCCGCAUGCCAGAAACUUCUGCAUAGGCGCGGACUGCGAACUUCCAAAUAAAGGCAAACUCUCUCUAAUAAUCGAUAAAAUUGCCGCAAAAGACUCUGCUUGUAUAUCCGACCAAGAGGGUGCAUUUAUAGCACCAAUAUUGAGGGGGAUAAGCAAGGGAUCUGCCGUUCUUACGGUGAUGUUUGGCCUCCCAGACCCGCAGCAGGAGCACUAUGACAUGAUUAAAGCGCUGUACUCGCUCUUUCCAGAUAUUCAUUUCUACUGCGUGAAGAACUACAUAACACCUUGCGCAGAGGUUGCCAUCCCCCCUUCGCUAACCCCACAACCAAUGGAGAGCAAAACAACCACAAGCUUCCAUCCCCCAUACCGCUUGCUUCCGGACGCUAACUCACCACCGAUAUCGAUGUCGCUAUCCUCUCACGAAAACAAGAAGAUUUCUGGCACUCUGGGAGGCUAUAUCUACCCUCAAAUUGAUGAAAACAACGCAGCUCUGUCGCAAUUCGCGGGCUCAACUUUCGCAAUAACCUGUGCUCAUGUUGCAUUAGCUGAGUCUCAAGACUAUCCAUAUGUAUCCGUGCCAUCCACCGUGCUUCAAAACCAGUACAAGAAGGCAAUUAUUGAUGAGUCUCAGAGAUACGCAAAAGACUCUCCUGAACGGGCGGCAUUCGAAGAGGAGCUGAUACGAAUUGAUCAGAACUUAAAGUGGCAGGAUGAAAACAAAUUUGGGCAAGUUGUGUGGGGCGAGCGUGCGGUCGUAAACUCGAAGCUUUCGGAUUUUGCAAUCAUAAAGACUAAUUCUGAACUCAACUGCACGAACUUUCUGGGGGACGAUGUAGCUACAAUGGCCGGUCCAUUUCUGCGAUUCCAAAACCUCUACGUCAAAGAUAAAGUGUUGAAACUGAAACCGGGCUCCGAGGUUUUCAAGAUUGGAGCGACAACUAAAUACACUUCGGGUCAAUUUAGUGGUUCCAAACUUGUAUAUUGGGCCGACGGAAAAAUACAAAGUAGCGAAUUCGUGGUUGCCUCGCCCAACCCACUAUUUGCUUCUGGAGGAGAUUCAGGCGCGUGGAUCCUCACUAAAUUAACCGGAAAGUUGGGACUUGGCGUUGUGGGCAUGUUGCACUCUUACGAUGGAGAGCAACGCCAAUUCGGCUUGUUUUCGCCAAUUGGUGAUAUCUUCCAGAGGCUCAAUCAAGUAACAGGGGUUACUUGGGAUAUAUGCAGACCACCAAAUGCCAAAUAA